Messenger RNA from Amphimedon queenslandica, 1172 nucleotides. RefSeq names its product tyrosine-protein kinase SRK2-like. Gene Ontology annotation, biological process: protein phosphorylation. Gene Ontology annotation, molecular function: protein kinase activity; ATP binding. The annotation marks the transcript as partial. The record is from RefSeq and is a predicted model, not a curated record. Lineage: Eukaryota; Metazoa; Porifera; Demospongiae; Haplosclerida; Niphatidae. The transcript has a single exon.
GUACUACAAACAUGUGUACUAUCAUGUGGUGAGUCAUGAUGAUGCAGAGAAAAAACUGAGACAAGCAGAUCAUCAAGCAGGUACUUUUUUAAUUAGAGAUAGUGAAAGCAAACCUGGACAAAAUUAUAUUCUCUCACUCAGUGAUGGAUCUAAUAUUAAAUACUAUCGUAUAUACACUCAGAAUAGUAAGUAUUAUAUGACCACUCACGUCCAGUUUGACUCACUCAAUGACCUGGUACAUCACUACAUGAUGGAAGCUGAUGGUCUGCCCUGCUCACUAACAGUUCCUAUAUUCAAACAAGUAAACAUACCCAUUGCAAUGAGUAUAGAGUUGAAAAUUAGUAAGUCGUCAAUCAAAUUUUUUCAAUGCAUAAAUGCUGGACAGUUUGGAGAGACGUGGAAGGGUGAUUGUAAAGAUAAAGGGCCAGUUAUCAUUAAAACAAAUAUAGCAACAAAUAUUGUACAAGAAACAUUUCUUGAAGAGGCCAACAUAUUGAAAAAACUAAAUCAUAAGAACAUCAUCAGUCUAUAUGGUGCUUGUACUGAAAGUUAUCCUUUUUAUAUUGUAACAGAACCAAUCAAUGGAAGCCUCAAAGAUUACCUAACUACAAAUAAUCCUACACCAGCAGAGUUGGUAGCUAUUACUAUUCAAGUUACUGAUGGUAUGAUGUAUCUAGGAGAACAAGAUUACAUUCAUUGUGAUCUAAGAGCUGAAAACAUACUAUUAGGAGAUCAUAACACUGUCAAGAUAGCAAACUUUCACCUAGCUCGACACCUCAAUGGCAAUAAAUACUGGAUUGCUAAGAAGAAAGAUAAGCUUGCUAAAAAAUGGACAGCACCUGAAGGAUAUACUUUAAACCGACUGAGUAUUAAAUCUGAUGUUUGGUCAUUUGGUAUAUUACUAUGGGAACUGGUUUCAAAAGGAAAGGAACCAUAUCCUGGCAUGACUGAUGAAGAAGUAAAGGAGGCAGUAUCAAAAGGUUAUCAUAUGCCUAUACCUCGAGAUUGUCCUGAACCAUUUAAACUACUUAUGAUGAACUGCUGGAAGCAGAAUGAAUAUGAAAGGCCAAACUUUAUACACAUCUUUAAUAUACUUUACUUACGAAAUAAAUAGACUAUGCAUUCAUAUUUACUAGUUUUCUUAAUGCACUGUAUAAUACAAAAGAAGCCAA